Molecule: messenger RNA, 7113 nt
Organism: Polyodon spathula (Mississippi paddlefish)
Lineage: Eukaryota; Metazoa; Chordata; Actinopteri; Acipenseriformes; Polyodontidae
Product: regulator of G-protein signaling 6-like
Exons: 18
Coding region: 388-1860 (490 amino acids)
Biological process (GO): regulation of G protein-coupled receptor signaling pathway; G protein-coupled receptor signaling pathway; intracellular signal transduction
Molecular function (GO): GTPase activator activity
Source: RefSeq, a predicted model, not a curated record
UCUCUCUCUCUCUAUAAAUUCUGUUUCCAGUGAAGACAGUGUGCCUGAUCUAGAGAGACACACUGAGGGAGGUUUACUUCAGCCGGCGAGACACACUGAGGGAGGUUUACUUCUGCCGGCUUGCUCUGUUUCUCUCUUUCGGUCACACUCUAUCUACCUGCUGACUACUGAAGGCACUCACAGACCAAAGACAACCUGGACGGAGUCAAGAGACUACCACAGGCUAACAGCCACUUUUUUAUUAAUUGUGUUAAUUUAAUAAUUUAUUUAUUAAAAUGUUCUGUUUACCAUGAAACUACCUUCCUGCUGUUGCUAAGGAAAUUAAAAUAAAAUUAAAGAGGAAAGGACCAGACACUCUUUGGUUGCUAAGCCGUGUCAAGUACAGAUAUGGCCCAGGGACCAAAGGACCAAGGAGGUGUGGGGACUGCAGAUCCCGAUGAUGACUCUCCAAACAUGAUUGUCUACAGAAAGAUCGAGGAUAUCAUUUACCGGAUACAGGAUGACAAAACUGGAGGUGUGCCCAUCCGGACGGUAAAGAGCUUCUUGUCCAAGAUCCCCAGCGUAGUGACAGGUGCUGACAUUGUGCAGUGGCUGAUGAAGAACCUAAUCAUUGAAGAUCCAGGUGAAGCAAUCCACUUAGGAAGUCUGGUUGCUGCACAUGGCUACCUUUUCCCAAUAUCAGACCAUGUCCUGACACUGAAGGAUGAUGGGACUUUCUACCGCUUCCAAGCUCCUUAUUUCUGGCCAUCAAACUGCUGGGAGCCAGAGAACACAGAUUACGCCAUCUACCUCUGCAAGAGGACAAUGCAGAACAAAGCCAGACUGGAGCUAGCUGACUAUGAAGCAGAAAAUCUAGCCAGAUUACAAAGGGCCUUCGCAAGAAAAUGGGAGUUCAUCUUUAUGCAGGCUGAGGCCCAGGUCAAGGUCGACAGGAAAAAGGACAAAACUGAGAGGAAGAUUUUGGACAGCCAGGAACGAGCGUUCUGGGAUGUGCACCGGCCUGUUCCAGGCUGUGUGAACACCACCGAGAUGGACAUACGGAAGUGCCGCAGGAUGAAGAACCCACAGAAGGUGAAGAAGUCAGUGUACGGAGUCACAGAGGACUCCCAGGCACAGAGUCCAGUGCACACGCCAGUCCAGCCCCAGAGGAAAACUACAAAAGAGGACGUCCAAAAACAGAUCACCUUUCUAAAUACACAGCUGGACAGGCACUGUAUGAAAAUGUCCAAAGUAGCUGAAAGUUUGAUGACGUACACAGAGCAGUUCCUGGACUUCGAUCCCUUUUUGACGAUGCCUGACCCAUCUAACCCAUGGAUCAGCGAUGACACCACAUUCUGGGAGCUGGAGGCCAGCAAGGAACCUGGCCAGCAGAGGGUGAAGAGGUGGGGCUUCUCAUUGGACGAGACGCUCAUGGAUCCUGUGGGGCGGGACCAGUUCCUCAAGUUCGUGGAGUCAGAAUUCAGCUCUGAGAACCUCAGGUUCUGGCUGGCAGUGCAGGAUUUGAAGCGCCGCCCCCUACAGGCCGUCUCAGCUCGGGUUCAAGAGAUCUGGCAAGAGUUCCUGGCCCCCGGGGCCCCCAGCGCCAUUAACCUGGACUCCCACAGCUACGAGCGGACCAGCCAGAACAUGAAGGACCCAGGGAGAUACAGCUUUGAGGACGCCCAGGAACACAUCUACAAGCUGAUGAAAAGUGACAGCUAUGCACGCUUCCUCCGCUCCAGCACCUACCAGGACCUGCUGCUGGCCAAAAAGAAGCUUGAGAACGAGCAGGGACGCCGAACUUCCCUAGAGAAAUUCACUCGUAGUGUGGGAAAGUCAUUGACAGGCAAGCGCUUGACAGGCAUGAUGCAGUCCUCCUGAUAGAGCGAAGAGCCAAUCAAUAGAAGAGAGCAGCCUCCAGUCACAGCCCAGCAGGGGUGGGGCAUCCAGGGAGGGGCUGGAGGGGGGGUAGUGAAACCCAGAGCCAGUUUACAGUCUCCCCUCCCCCUGCCCCUCCUCCCUCUGUACAGAGAGAGCAGCGCAGCACCAUGCUACUCCACUAGGGGGCUCACCAUGACACUGAUGUCAAAGUGUAGAUAAAUGAGAUUCCUCUGGGGGUCAUUUAUUUGUUUUUCAUUUGUUGGGUUUUCAUUUGAAUCCUUGUUGAUCUAAGAGAAUUGAAAACUUUUCAUAGUUGUUAGAGUUUUAGGGUUAACUUCUACUAGUGUUAUCACACACACAUCACUCCUUUCUGGCAAGUAGAAUUAAACACAGUUUGUAUACCAUGGCUUAUUUUCUUAGCCCUGAUUAAUAGGCAUUUUUCGAUAAUUUUUCUGCUUAAGUUUUCCAAGGUUUAUGUUCACUUUGACGCCUCCAUAUUCGAACUUCACCUACUGCACAGAAGGUUCUGUAUUUAUAGUGGGUUGUCGGUGUGUAUAAUGCUAAACGCGAAGAAAGUUUUGUUAUUUUUAGGGCACAAGUUGAAACUUGGAAAGAACACUUUCUUUUUUAUAUGUUAUUAAAUACUAAAUCAUUUUUGAAAAUACUGGACUUAGGCUUCUUAGAAUUGUCUUCAGCAGCUAGGCUUUGGCUAUGAACCAACCUGAACUUAAACUUAACCCAUUCAUUGCCAUUAUCCACAUUUGAGGACAGGCUGCUUUGUAAUUUUUGGAGUGUUAACUAGCAUCUACCCAUUGCCAGUAUUUAAUUUUUCUCUUUAACUACAUUGUAAUGAUAACUAAUUGUAUUAACUGCAAAAGUUAACUCUUAAUGUAACUGUUAAUUCUGCAAAAAUAGCCUAAAACUGAAAAUGAUUGGUUACUUAAUGGGUUAAAAAGAAGUCUCAAAUGAUGCGAUGAAAAACAAACAAGAACUGGAAACUGAAAAUGAAUGACAUGUGGGAAAGAGAAUAACACAUUUUGAAACUCUUUCCAUUCGCCCUCAAUCAUCUCAUCAUCUCUACACUGAGUGUUUAAUAAAAGAGGAGCGUUUAGUACAUGACUGUGAGGCUGUCGCAAAGAAGGGCUUAAAAACCUGACUUGUCAGUGCAGUGCAAAACUAUUCAGUUAAAGAUGAGAGAUACAGCCCUGCUAAUUCUAAUACAUACCUGCCUGCCUCCACAGUACAAUAUCAUGCUUUAGCUCACAACUCACAUUCAUAGAUAGAGAGCAUUUUUUAUUGUAUACUGUAUAUAUUGCAAUUACAGCUAUUGUGUUAGUGGCUGAAAAGCAUGUCAGUCAAUAGAGGAAGCAGCUGGUCAAAGGGGUGGGGCUAAUAAAGCUGCCAGUUUUCGACCUAUAUAGUGAAUAACAGUGCACAACAGAUAACGUGUUAAAGCGAGUUUGUAAAGAUUGUAAAGACCUGGUAGAUUCUAAAGAGCAUCUACCUGUGGGAUGGUAACUGCUCACCUCAGAACCAAGGUUUAUACAGUCAUUUCUUCUUCAGGGCCUUUGUUGUUGACAUGGCUUAUUAACAUGGUUACAAGUGUUCGUUUUCUGUUAGUUAAAAUAGAGUAACCAGCUUAUAAAUAUUCAAAAUAACUUUUAAAAAAAGCCUUAAACAAAUAUUAACCUUCUAACUAACCAGUAACAAGUAGCGAAACAGGUUUGUUAUCAAUCUAGUUAUUAACAGUUAAGAAAAUGACAAAAGUGCUCAAAAUGUACAAGUGACCCUCAACACUGAGCAUUCUCACCAAAGGUCUGCAGUUCCAACUUUUUUUUUUUUUUUUUUUGGUUAGUUUUUCUUUCUAUUCCGUGGCACAGAAUGAUCAGUUUCUUAUCAACAUUGGGGAACGAAAAACUAAACUUAUUGUUAAAGGAAGCCCUUUAAACCCUCUGAGGGGCACUUAAAAAAAAAAAAAAAAAAAAAAAAAAAAAAAAAGGAAAGAGUUUAUUGUCCUACAGUAUGCAUUCUUAAUGAAGGCUAGACCAGAUAAUAAAUUAAUUGGCAGCAGCAUCUCGUGCAUAGCAGUGUAUUGCCAGCAAACAAAAGGAAACUUCAUCCAAAGUCUCUUUGUAUUGUAAAGACACCUGGCUGUGUUUUGCAAUACACAGACUAAUCAAAACGUGAAACAAGAAACACACAAAAUCACAUGGAAUAAGAACCAAUACAAUUGAUCUGAACCAUUGUAAAAGGGUAAGGGGAUAAUGAUAUUUGACGAUAUUUACUCUUAUGACACCUUCUCAUGGCUUUGCUUGGAGAGUUAAAAAGCUUGUUGUACGCUUGAGAAGAAAGCUUGUCUUGACUACUGCAGUGUCAGAUGAAUAGCCUGGCUAUCUAUGUGAAUAAAAAAGUAAUACACAUUUCUUUUUCUGCAUUUGAACUAUAAUAUGCUGUAUAAUGGUAUUAAAACUGGGGGGGGGGGGGCUCUGUCUCAAUAGUAUCUGGUGUACUGUUUUUGGACAACAAAAAUAUAAUACAUGCAGGGUACAAGGUAGGGUGAGUGAUUUUGAUACCACUGUUCUAAAUGUCCUAGCUCUGCUAAUCGGGGAUCUCUGUUUUCACUGUAUUUCAAGUGUAUUGGGAAAAAUACUAGCAAGAUUAAUACAGAGAUGCCACAGAGAUCCACUGUUUUAUUGAUGUCAUAAAUGUUAACCAAAUCCAUCCUUUGUUUGAGAUUGAAAUGUAUGUACUGUACAGUAUUUGAAUAUAGUUCUAAUGGGCAGUCCUUUCUGCCUGCAUGCUCAUUUACAAAGAAGCCCUGUUGGGCUUGCAUGUUUACUAUCUCCAAAGAUGUCGACGUGGAGGAUUGCAGCUCAUUCUUGAGGUCCAACCUCACCUGCUCCAGCAGGGAGCUUGUACAGCCUGGAACUUGGCUUGCCAGCACAUAGCUCGGUAAAAAAUACCUGAACUAGCCCCCUGAUCUACAAAGACUACCACACGCACAACCUUGACUGAAAAAAAGCUUCAAGACUGUGGGAAUUACACAGGACUGCCUGAUGACUCAGCCUGCAACCAGAGUAUCACUUUCAUGUUUUUCACUUCAGUACCUGAACAUCUUCCUGUGGCAGUCAGGAAGUGGUUCCUACCAAAGUUGCUAGGUUACAAAAACAAUCUUCUCUUACUAAAGAGUACAGCAAAGGAAUUUGUCGACGGGGCACAGCAAAAUUUGAAAGGCUACCGGAGGCUGUUGAUUUUAUUCAUUCCAGAGCAUCAACACUGCUAAACAGACAAGAACUAAGGAGAGCUGCUUUGUAUUUUUUUAUCUCUUUUCUAUUGAAAAAAUGCACUGUACAGCUCUCUUUUUAUUAUUAUUAUUUAAUUAUUAUUAUUAUUAUUAUUAUUAUUAUUAUUUAGUUGACUAUAGACUAUGUAAUUAGACAACAAUUACAUAUAUACAGUAGUGUGCACAUGUACUAGUCCACCCCACUGCUUCUGUUGUUUUGAUUUGUUGUGCAUAUGAUAUUAAACUACUUUAACUGAAAAUUGUCAAAAUUGGGAUAUUAGUGGUUGUCUAAUUGAUGACUUUAAUAGGCCGCAUGUGUGAUUGAUUUAAAAUAGUAAGAAAAAAGGGACAUAUUGCCACAAAUGGUAUCAUACGUGAGACGUUUUCUAAGUUGUUUAAGAUGUCUAAUUAAAGCACAGUGUGGUCUAACACUUUCACACGAGUGCCUAUUGUUUCUAUAUUACUGAUUACUGAAUGAAAAUUGAAAUAAAUUCUCACACCCAAAGGUUUUCAUGCAGGUAGGUAUAAAGGACAUAAAUAACAAACUCUGAGGUGUUCUAAUAAAUGGGCACACUACUGUAUAUGUUAGUCAUUGUUAAGAAUUGUUCAAAGCACAAUACUACUAUGGAACACAGAACUACUAUGCAUGUAAUAUAUGUACAAUACCUUUCCCUGACUUAUAGAAGACUAGGUUAGAAUCAUUGUUGGUGGGAUGAGCAAGCCCAUAAUAUGUUGUAGUGACCAAAUAAACUGUUGGGUUCUGACUUGUAUUGAGACUGUACUGCUCCUUGUCUUGACUCCUGAAUUCUGAUAUGUUAUUUAGGGAAGUGGUUUUCAUAACUGUUCCCACGGGGCUCAUGUGUGGCCCCUGGUGACUUGAGAGUGACCCUGUUAAACUGUACACCUGCUAUUCUGUCUGGCUUGCACCCCCCCACAGGUAUGCUUUGACAAAGCCAGCAGGGAAUCUAAAGAGGAACACAUUCAUUUGGACAGCUACGAUAUUUCAAAGUUGCUGUGGGUACAUCUAGUCUGUAUAAAGUGAUUCAGUGAGUUUUGUUAUAGGAUAGACAGGGUGAAAAACUAAGUCAUUGAAAAUGCUUGAGUAAUAAAGGUGAUUAUAGGAUCACCCUGUGGCCCCCAGUCAUUUCUGGGUUUUUCAUGUUUAGCAAACAGUGAUUUACAAUUAGAAAUACUAAAAUAAAGUGCCAUUAAAGACAUUGAGAGAGACUUCUAGUAUAGAUAUUGUGAGAAACAUGGCUAGUGAGUGUUUUAUUGACAACAUGUAGGGAAACAAAGCACCCCUUACAUCUAUCUGAAGCACAAAACACUUGCUCUCCUUAGAAGUGUCAACCAAGGAUUAAAAAUGCAUGUUCUUCCCCCAUAUUAGCAUUAUCACUUGUAUCUUCUAUUGACAGAUAUUUUGUUUCUUUGCUAGUUUUUCAGAUAUGCAGAUUUUUUGGGGGGCAUAUCUACCUGAAUUAGCUCUCCAAUUCAUUUAUUUCUUGUUUUCUUUGCCCUUAUAGGAUUUUUCCAUGCUUGUCAUGUUUUCCAUAGUUUGCCAUGUUUUUGCUUUGCCAUACUUUGCUAUGCUUUACAAUGCUUACCUAUGCUUUAACUGUACUUUAUUGUGCUUUGCUAUGCUUUUACUAUGGUACGCAUGUAUAAGGGUGCUGAGUAUUUCUGACAUCAGUGUUCUUCAGGCUAUUGUUCACACUGUCAUGUUGAAGCUUCUUCAGCUCUUGUAGGAGUCAUUGUUGCUUUUGUGUUCCCAGUGUUUUCUAUAUAUAGUAUUCUUAUGUCACUAAUGCAACCUGCCGAGUCACACUAUUCUACAAAGUAAAUAAAUAGGGGGUGCGAAACUAAACCAUUUUCUCACUGAUGUAUCACUGAUGUUGUUUGGUUUCCAAUUAUUGUUUUCCUUGUAUCCCUGAUACUCAUUUCUUUACUACUUCUAGUUCAAAUCCGGGAGU